AUGCUCCGUCGACUAAUAUGCGCUCUACUUCAGGGUUCUGCCGACGACAAUGAUUCCUUCAAGAAACCCCGUCGCUCCGAACGUCUCUCCUCCCAGCGCAUCGACGACAGCGCCGAACCCAAGCAGAAGACCCCCGUCAACACCACCAAGCAACUGCCCUCUCCAGUCACCCACGACACCGAUGACUACCCACAAGAUGCCAAAGAGCCCACAGCUACCCCUCCAGCAGGCCGCCCCAGCCAGCUGUCGCAAAUUAGCCCUCGCCCAGAGACCCAAUACUCCCAGUCGCAAGUAUUGAACGACACACAAGCCUUCAGCCAGUUACCCGAUAUCGAUAGGCCAUUGUCGGAUGACGUCGAGGAUGAAGUCAAGGAGGGAGUCUGGGGCUACCUGUUCCCCUUGGACCCUAGGCACGGUGGUCGUUGUGUCGUUCUGAGGAGGAGGGCCGCUUGCCCCCUUCCACAUACGGUGUCACAGGCGGUUGGCUCUAAGAGAGGUAAACGCGGCCAGAAGGCGCUGAUCAAGGAGGAGCACGAGUUGGACAAGACCAAGGUCAAGGGGCUUCCAUCAGGUGGCUAUCUGAUCGGACGACACCCAGAAUGCGGUUGGUUCACCUGUACAAUCCCCGGUGUACUUCACCAUACUAACGGAACAUUAGACAUCCAAAUAGAGGACCCCAUCGUUUCGAACCGACACUGCAUUAUCUUCACGGAGAACAAGGGUAACGAUACCGUUGCCGUAUUGGAGGAUCUUUCGAGUAACGGAACAUUCGUCAACGAGGCAAUAGUGGGUCGCAACCGACAGAGAGAGCUCCAAGAGCUAGAUGAGAUCGCCGUUCUCGACAAAGCGCGCUUCAUCUUCCGAUACCCCAAGAGUCGACACACCAGCGCAUUCAGGCAGCAGUACACCAUGCUUCAGAAGUUGGGCAAGGGUCACUUCGCCGAGGUCUACUUGUGUGUGGAGAAGUCGACUGGUAGCCAGUAUGCCGUCAAGGUGUUCUCCAAGACCCCUGGCCGCGAGGAGAGAUCCAAGAAUGAAGGUCUUCAGCAAGAAAUCGCCGUGCUGAUGGGGGUUAGUCACCCCAACGUCUUGUGUCUCAAAGAUACCUUCAAUGAGCCCAACGCCGUUUACCUAGUUCUUGAGCUGGCGCCAGGAGGUGAGUUGUUCAACUACAUCGUGAAGAAGACCAAGCUUUCCGAGAACGAGUGCCGCAAGUUGUUUACCCAGCUAUUCCAGGGUAUCAAGUACUUGCAUGACCGCAACAUUGUCCACCGUGACAUCAAACCCGAGAACAUUCUGCUAGUCGAUGAUGACCUGCAUGUCAAGCUGGCUGAUUUCGGUCUUGCCAAGAUCAUUGGCGAGGAGUCCUUCACCACUACCCUAUGUGGCACACCCAGUUAUGUGGCACCAGAAAUCCUCACCGACACUCGCCAUCGCAAAUACACCAAGGCCGUCGAUGUUUGGUCUCUCGGUGUAGUCUUGUACAUCUGCUUGUGCGGCUUCCCACCAUUCUCGGAUGAACUCACCUCCCCCGACUUCCCCUAUUCUCUUUCGGAUCAGAUCAGGCAAGGCAAAUUUGACUACCCAUCGCCUUACUGGGACCCUGUGGAUGACCUAGCUCUUGACCUGAUUGACUCCAUGCUCGUCGUCGACCCCGAGAAGCGCUUCACCGUUGACGAAUGCCUUUCUCAUCCCUGGAUGACCGAAAAGAAGCCUGGCGUCAACGAUAGUACCAACGGCCUCGUUAACGGCAUCGCCGGCCUCGAUGUCACCAGGCGCGGCGUUCUCCGCGAGCGCACCCUCCUCAGCUCGAUCAACACAGUCCAGAUCGCCGACAAGAUCCCACUUGGCGAUAACAAGCCCGAGCUGAAGAUCUACAAGAAAAAUCCCACGGUAGCGGCCGAUGGGCCCAGCCAGCACGAAUUUGUCGGAGCACAAGCUGGACCCUCCCGUCAAAAGGAGGCCAGGCCUGAUGAUAACAGAGACCCGAAUGAGUUCAUGAACAUGGGUGGUAAGGGUGAUGAGGUCCUCUUUGCGGAGGACCCGAAGAGUAAUUACCCUACCGCCAGGGAGGACGCGAAGGAUAUCGUCGAGGCGGCGAAGACGAAUGACAAGGGUAAGGGUAAGGGUAAGAAGAAAUAA
Messenger RNA from Neurospora tetraspora, 2142 nucleotides. Its product is annotated as kinase-like domain-containing protein. Gene Ontology annotation, molecular function: ATP binding; protein binding; protein serine/threonine kinase activity. NCBI's taxonomy places the organism in Eukaryota, Fungi, Ascomycota, Sordariomycetes, Sordariales, Sordariaceae. Gene Ontology annotation, biological process: meiotic recombination checkpoint signaling; protein phosphorylation. The coding region runs from base 1 to 2142 and encodes 713 amino acids. The record is from RefSeq and is a predicted model, not a curated record. Gene Ontology annotation, cellular component: nucleus; cytoplasm. The transcript has 2 exons.